Danaus chrysippus (African queen) is the source of this 801-nucleotide messenger RNA. NCBI's taxonomy places the organism in Eukaryota, Metazoa, Arthropoda, Insecta, Lepidoptera, Nymphalidae. The record is from the annotation of a GenBank genome assembly.
AUGCCAAAUCUAUUGACCUGGAGUGAAAAGGAACAAAUUCGUCAUCUUGCUUCAACACAACCAGAUGAAUGGACACCGAAAAGAAUAGCGGAAAGCUUUCCCGUCACUGAAGCAGUUGCAAAGAAGCUACUAAAAUACCCAUGGAAACCUGCCACUGAACAAAGAAUAGCUCGUCAUGAUACUUCAGCUAUGAGAAACUGGAGGGAACUAAAAGAAGGAACUCUCGACAUACCAGAAGAUCUAAGACAACACUUUCUUAAAUUCUCUGAGCGUACAAUACCACCUCUUAAUAAAAAAUCCCUUAAAGUUGAAUUGUCAAGUAAAAAAAUGGGGGAAUUUGAGCAAAUUAUUCAAAAAUGUGCCAUGAAAGAAGAACACAAAGAAAAAUAUAGGGAAACCGAGACUGAGGAUCAAACAAUCAAAGAAAAUAAGACAGUGUCAAAGAAAGACAAUAAAAUGAUAACAUUAGAUGAAUUAACAAGAAAAAUUAAAGAUAGAUUAGAACAAGGAGACAAUGUCAACUUAAAUGACCACAUCAUUGUUGAAUCUAUAAAUACUUUAAAAACAGAAAGUGUGACUAGAGAAACAAACAGUACAGAAAUAGAAUUAAUUGAUGAAAAUAAAGAAACAUCUCUUACUAAUUUUAAUGAAAAUAAUGAAGAGGUUUUAAUUGACAACUAUCCAGAAAGAAUAAGAAUACCAAAAAAGGCUUACAAAAAAGGUGCUACAUAUAAAGUUAAUGAUUGUUUUUAUGACGAUGAUGGCCGGUUUCUGUAUAGAGUAAUUGGAAUGAGUAGCUGA